Molecule: messenger RNA, 1618 nt
Organism: Hypoxylon trugodes
Lineage: Eukaryota; Fungi; Ascomycota; Sordariomycetes; Xylariales; Hypoxylaceae
Product: translation elongation factor Tu
Exons: 2
Coding region: 130-1467 (445 amino acids)
Biological process (GO): mitochondrial translational elongation
Cellular component (GO): mitochondrion
Molecular function (GO): GTP binding; GTPase activity; translation elongation factor activity
Source: RefSeq, a predicted model, not a curated record
GCUUUUUUUUGUCUUCAUACCGCAUAAUUGCUCCCACCUUUUUCAACCACUCUUCAUCACCAGUCCCUUCUUUCUGUGUCAAUUGGGUUUUUCUUUUCGGCUGCAGGGUUAUUUUAAUAAAAAAUCAAAAUGUCGGCGUUCUCGCGAACACUGGCGCCUUUUCUGCGCGCUUCCCGCAGCUCCCUAAGAACUGGCAGUGCCGUCAACCCACUACAAUUCGCAGUGCGACAGCAAAAUGUGGCUGCUGCCCUCAACAUCACACGUUCUUACGCAGUCUACGAACGAACGAAGCCCCACGUAAACGUCGGUACCAUUGGACACGUCGAUCACGGAAAGACUACUCUAUCUGCCGCCAUCACCAAGAGACAGGCCGAGAAGGGACUGGCAAGUUUCCUUGAGUAUGGCGCUAUCGACAAAGCCCCCGAAGAGCGAAAGCGUGGUAUCACCAUUUCUACUGCCCACAUCGAAUACUCUACCGAAAACCGACACUACUCCCACGUCGACUGCCCCGGUCACGCCGAUUACAUCAAGAACAUGAUUACGGGUGCUGCUAGCAUGGACGGUGCUAUCAUCGUCGUUGCUGCUUCCGAUGGUCAAAUGCCCCAGACGAGAGAGCACUUGCUUCUCGCUCGUCAGGUUGGUGUCCAGAGGAUCGUCGUCUUCGUCAACAAGAUCGAUGCCAUUGAGGACCCCGAAAUGUUGGAAUUGGUCGAGAUGGAAAUGCGUGAGCUCCUAACCCAAUAUGGCUUCGAAGGUGAUGACACUCCUGUCAUUAUGGGUUCUGCCUUGAUGGCUAUGGAAGGCAAGCGGGACGAUAUCGGUAAUUCGAGGAUCGAUGAGCUACUUAAAGCUGUUGAUGAGUGGAUCCCUACCCCUCAACGUGAUUUCGAGAAGCCUUUCUUGAUGUCCGUCGAGGAUGUUUUCUCCAUCGCUGGUCGUGGAACUGUCGCCUCGGGUCGUGUUGAGCGAGGUAUCCUAAAGAGGGAUCAGGAUGUUGAGUUGAUUGGUAAGGGUACUGAAAUUAUCAAGACCAAGGUCACCGAUAUCGAGACCUUCAAGAAGUCUUGUGAAGAAUCGCGUGCUGGUGACAACUCCGGUCUACUUCUACGAGGUAUCCGACGAGAGGAUGUUAAGCGAGGUAUGGUCAUUGUCAAGCCCGGCACCGUCAAGGCCCACACCAAGUUUAUGGUCUCGCUAUACGUCUUGACCAAGGAAGAAGGUGGCCGACACACUCCCUUCAUCGAGAACUACCGACCCCAGAUCUUCUUGCGAACGGCCGACGAGGCUUGCGCCCUUCACUUCCCUGAGGACGCCGAGGACAAGUCUAGAGCUAUCAUGCCUGGUGACAACGUCGAGAUGGUUGCCACUCUACACCACCCCAUCGCCGUCGAGGCCGGUCAGCAAGUCAACAUCCGUGAGGGAGGUCGAACCGUAGCAACUGGUCUUAUUACCCGAAUCCUACAAUAAAUUUGACUAUGGAUGAUUAAGAAAGACCUACCAAGUCCAAAUGCGCAAAAGGAUGAUGUUGUGCAUACAAGAGGGAUAGAACGGGCUAAUUUUCGGCUCUGCUUUUUUUCAUAAGCCGGGAUGGGGAAAAUUCGUAUGGCGUUACUUCCUC